Molecule: messenger RNA, 2309 nt
Organism: Erythranthe guttata (spotted monkey flower)
Lineage: Eukaryota; Viridiplantae; Streptophyta; Magnoliopsida; Lamiales; Phrymaceae
Gene: RMI1
Product: recQ-mediated instability protein (DUF1767)
Biological process (GO): double-strand break repair via homologous recombination; resolution of meiotic recombination intermediates
Cellular component (GO): nuclear body; RecQ family helicase-topoisomerase III complex
Molecular function (GO): nucleotide binding
Source: RefSeq, a predicted model, not a curated record
UUGGCCUAGCAGUUUCAAUCUAGCCCAAAUGUUUUCCGCUUUCCCUUUUAAAAUGCAGAAGAAAAGAAAAAAUGGAGGGAAAAUCAACCCAGGAAUAUGUCUAGAAGGCGCCUCCGUAUAGUCUGCUCUUCCGACGAAGAAGCAACGCCGCCGCCGCCGCCACCGCCACCACCACCGCUACAACAACUAGAGGAAGAGAUAGACGACGACAUACUCGACGACAUCGAAAUCGAUUUCCAAACAGUGAACAUCAAUUCCUCAAACCCUACCCCCAACAGCAACAUAUCGACCGCCACAACCAACACUAGCAGAACCGGGAGCCGAGUCGACGAACCGAUUCCACUCGACAUCUCCGACGAAGACGAGGAGAAUAUCACCACCGGUGACACCACCAACGGCCCCAAUUUCCACAAUUCGAGCGGUGAUAAUGGUUAUUUCGAGGCAUCGGAAUCUCCGGUGAAUGGCGUUCUGGAGAGCCUAGGGCUGAGAUUGAAGAGGGAAUGGUUGGAUUCCUGCUUGCGUGGGCUCCAGUCAUCGGUGUCGGGGUUUCAGGGGAUGGACGCUUCGGCAAAGGCGAGGCUUUGCUUCGAGCAGUUUUUGUGCUCGGAUAUGAAUUAUUGUGGGGCCGGAGUGCUUCCUCCGAACGUGCAGGCCUUGAAUUUGGUUGACCUCAAGGGGCCUUUCGUUUUGCAGGUGGACGAGAUUGUGAAUAUCAGCUGCCCUCUUCGUGGAAGGUACCAGAAUCUUCCACCCGGAAACAAGAGGUGUCUCAAGUUGUCGAUGACAGAUGGCGUCCAGCGUGUCUACGGCAUGGAGUAUAGACCUAUCAAUGGUCUUCAAGUUCUGGCUGCUGCUGGAUUCAAGGUAGUUGUUUGUAAUGUAAAUAUUAGGCAUGGCAUGUUAAUGUUGGUUCCUGAAGCUCUUGAAGUUUUGGGAGGCUCUGUGGAGGAGAUGGAAGCUGCACGACAGAGGCUUGUAAUCGAAAUAAAUAAGCCACCACGGGGUAAAAGAAAUCGGACAGGAGUGAUUCCUCCUCUUGCAACUAGAGCAACUCGUGCUGCGUGGCCAUCGCAAACUGAUGCUGAACCAGCCCAUGCGGAUAGAAAUACGACAGCACCACAACAUGCGACUGGGCGAGGAGCUGCAGUUAGUAUCCCGGCCAAUGAUACGCAUGGACAAGUCCAUGCAACUCCAUUGAACAGAAAUAAUGCCGAGCCCAACUCUUCAGCUGCAGCUCGACCACAAGAACAUGAAGUUCCGAGGCGUACUAAUAUCCCUGCAAGUACACCUUUAUCGGUUGCCCGAGGAACUGCAUUUUCCACCCCUGCUAAUGACAUGCGUAGAGAAGAAUUCAGAGUUCCUGUGAGUAGGAGAAAUGCCGAGCCUAGUACAUUCUCUACAUUGCAUCCACCAGAUCGUGUAACUAUUCCACAAAAUCUUGAUGAAGACAUGGCAGAAGUAACGACACCUUCAACGGCAACUAGGCAAGCGACCCCAUCAAACAUGACCGCAAAUCACAUGCCUGAGGAAGAUGUCAGAAUUCCAGUCAGUAGAGAAAAUACCGAGCCUACCACAUCAUUUACCGGACACAUUGAUUUUGAGGAAGUACAAACGGGGAACGAGAUGGAUCACCAUUUUAUGCUCCCCACUGAUAGAGAAGCUCCUUUUACUUACUUGGCUAGCCUAUCAGCAAAGUGUGCGGGAAUUGACGAUGAAGCUUCUGUUGUUCGUGGAAAAAUUAAGUGCUUUCUGACAGGCGUUAAGGGAUUUCAGUACAAGCAAAAGCCUACGUACGAGCUUCGAGUUUAUAUCGAUGAUGGUAGCCUCAUCUCUGAGAUCCUCAUUGACCACAAAGUUGUACAGAAUGCAAUAGGUUAUUCUCCUCAAGAGGUUAUUGCUGCACUUGCAUCUUCAGAACCCAAACGGGUCACCGAGAUGAAGGAGACGAUGAAACAGUUCCAGAUAUUUUUGGUUAAUUUCGAGGGGACAAUGGUUGUAGAAAUGCAUAAAGCUUCUCCAGUUCCAGUUGCUGUCGAAAUGGAACAAGGCUGUUUUACAUCCGAUGCUUGGUCGCUACUCAACAGACUUAAAUCCUCUGCUUUCGCUCAGCCAACGAACGUAUCUCGUUAUUCGAAUCAUAUUAAUUUAUCACCUUAAUCCAAUACUCAUAUUUACUUUCUAGAAGAAAACAAAAUCAUCAGCUGCAACAAACUAUGUAAAAAGUUCAUUUACGCUGCGCUGGUUGUCUUUUAUUCAUAGUACAAUAAUUUCAUUACAUCACCUCGGUAAAAAUCCCAUUUACUUUUUAA